CCGCUACCAAGGAGAAAAAACUAUGGCCGCAGCAUUGCUGUCUGACUUCAUGCCAGUUCCAAUAGAGUUGAAAGGCUAUGUCAUUGGUUGGCGUCGAGCUGGGAUAAAUGAAAUGGCUAAGCUUUCUGGAACCACAAUUGAUCCCGGGAAGAGAUAUGAGGCAGGGUUUACUAUAAUUGGAAGCAAAGGGGGAAUAAAGAUGGCCAAACAACUUAUAUCUAAAAAACUGGCGGAGCUGAAUCAUAACUGGGACGAGCCGGUUGAAAUUCCAGACAGAUAUAAAGGCAAGGUGAUUGGAAUUGGGAAAGCUAAUUUACGCAAGAUAGAAAACCAGACAGGAGUAAGACUUUCUGUUAAGGAACAAGAAAUAUUUAUAGUCCAUGGAACAGAACAACAACGGCGACAUGCAAAAAUGAGCAUUGGAAAAACUGUGGCUGUAGCAAGAGUAAUGGCUUUUGAAAACAAAGUUUGCUCUUAUGUCGAUGGCUGUCAUCUUCCUGUGAAGUGUAAACUCAAGCUUGAGGAGGCAGAAGCGGAAAAUCCAAUUCUUCUGCCAGGAUCUGAAACCCAGUAUCGACUAAAGCCAGCUGAGCACUGUGCAAGGAAGGAUUCUUAUCAUGGCUGGAAUGACCCCGCGUAUCAAUCAAAUCUUCUGGAUGAAGUCUUGAUGUCUCUCAGGAAAAUUAAAGAUAACAUGGAUUCAGCUGAGACUCCGAAGGCCGACAUAUGGUGCUAUUUAGGAACCUGCAUUAUUCGAGCACCUGAUGAAGAUGACGUUCUCCAACAAACGUGGGAAAUCGAAGAGGUAACAGAAAAGUUGCAAAGACCCGAUGUGGGAGGAAAUUUUUGGAAAGUUUCUUUUACAGUACAAGACGAUAUUCCUGAGGAUAUCUUUCAAAGCAAUGGCUACAAAGAGAUUACUAUGGGUGACGAAUACAUCUCCAGAUAUGACCUGACAUAUCUGACACCUUGCUUUUAUCAUCUUAGGUGUAUGGUGUGGGUGGCAAAGAGUAGCUUAAAGGAAAGGCUCGAAGAUGUACCAAUCCCUGGUGAUGCUAACAAUUUAUUAGAGGAGAUUUAUUUCGAAGAUGAAAUGACACGAACACGCUGUCGUGGAUGGCUGGUACUUAAAUCUCGAAGGCAUUUGAAGAGAGACAUUCUGUUUCCUGGCUGCGAGCUAGACUGCAGGUUCAUCGUGCAUGAGCGAAGACAUUAUACCGUUGAAAGUGGAGAUGUUCCAAAAAUAGAAGUGAGGCAUACUUUGUCCACAUACCUUUCUCGAUUGACUUUGACAGAUGAGAAUGCCUUCGGAUUACGUCUUCCAGAUCAUAUCCCCGACGGAUUUCAUUUACUCUUUAAGCGAUGCUGUAAGCGAAAAAUGUACAGCAGCCGUCCAGAAUUCUCUGCCACACUUUCACAAGUGAACGCAUGGUGGAUUGACUCUUCAGAAAAUGAAACAAACAGAGAAUCGACUGAGCUCCACCUACACAGCGAAGAAUGCGACAGACUUCUUAUGAGUACAGAUUGGCAACCGGAAAUCAUAGUUCAGAAGUUGCCUGCAUUUCUUAAUUUUGUUAGAGAAAUCAGAGGCUUCGUUGAGCGGGAAAUGAAAGAAAAUGGAUCGAAAAGAACAGGUAUCAAAACGACCAUAUCUUCAGAAGUACCAUAGCUGUGCAAGGGACAUCAUAAUGUCUCAUUUUUGGAGGUGCUGUCUCCCCAAAUCUAUUCAUUUCCUCUGAUCUUCGAAUCAACCUCUCAAUUUUGUAAUUGCCGAGAUGGAUUUCAUCCUAUUCUUUCGGUGUAAACGGUGUUGAACGCCUUGUCCUCUCACAGCGCUUUACCCAUAACUGCAUCAUUGUCAGAGCUUUCUCGUUCCACGAACAGGAACUUAAUCGCUUACUCGUCGAAUAAAUCAUAACUAUAUCUGUGAAAAGAAAAGUAUAGGUUUUGCUGAAAGUUAGCAGGCGGUGUACGCACUCCGACUGUAUUGCAUUGUGGUAGCGUUAUUUUCAACAUGGUGGUAAAAGCGGCAGAAAUCGGCUGAUUUCGACUGAGAAUUCCGUGAAAGUGAUGUCAUUUAUUUUUAAUUCCACUAUAGGUAAAUGUAAUUUGAUUUAUUCUCAAUGUUUAGAAGUAUUUUUUGUCCGUAUUUAUCGUGUAUUUUAUCGUUCUUGAGGACAGACGUUAGCAUUGUUUUAUGGCAUGUAAUUUGAGAGCGGUUUUCGAGGUCUAAUUUGUUGUACGUCGUAGUUUGAUGCCUUUUUAAAGAUUUGUAUGGCUACUUUGAUUCUUCUUCAACAGCUCUGACCAAACGCUCUCAAACGCUC
This is a messenger RNA of Stylophora pistillata, 2327 nucleotides long. RefSeq lists its product as uncharacterized. The record is from RefSeq and is a predicted model, not a curated record. NCBI's taxonomy places the organism in Eukaryota, Metazoa, Cnidaria, Anthozoa, Scleractinia, Pocilloporidae. Gene Ontology annotation, molecular function: RNA binding; protein binding. Gene Ontology annotation, biological process: signal transduction.